Messenger RNA from Cordyceps fumosorosea ARSEF 2679, 1101 nucleotides. RefSeq names its product NAD(P)-binding domain protein. Lineage: Eukaryota; Fungi; Ascomycota; Sordariomycetes; Hypocreales; Cordycipitaceae. The record is from RefSeq and is a predicted model, not a curated record. The transcript is spliced from 4 exons. The coding region runs from base 1 to 1101 and encodes 366 amino acids. Gene Ontology annotation, molecular function: oxidoreductase activity, acting on the CH-OH group of donors, NAD or NADP as acceptor.
AUGGCAUUUCCAAGAGAGGGCUUUGUCAUCGACUAUGUUGCCCGUAUUCUCCGGAGCUCUCUACUUCACCCUCACCUCAUUCUGCCUACCGCAGUGCUUAUAUCGUGCGCCAAGCUAGAAUUCUUCCCAACUCCGAUACCUCGUUUUCCAUUACUGGAGUGGCUGAUAUAUACGCUUGCCGCGCUUACGCUGCUUCUAAGCGCAACAGAAUACCUCAACGACGGCGCAGCCAACAACUGGACACCAUCGGCCACCAUCAACUGGAAAGACGAAGUCAUCGUCGUGACCGGCGGCAGCAGCGGCAUCGGUGCCAGCCUCAUACUCCGUCUUCACGCAGAAAGACCACAGAGCACCAUCGCUGUCGUCGAUUAUAUGCCUCCGACAUGGACGCUUCCUCCUGGUGCCCGGAUCCAUUUCUACCAAUGCGACCUUAGCGACGCAUCUCUCAUCAAAGACCUCUGCCACCGCAUACGUGCAGACAUCGGGCACCCAACGAUGCUCAUCAACAACGCAGGCAUAUGCCGAGGCUCUACCGUAGCCGACGGCUCGUACAGCGACGUCACGCUGACCAUCAACACGAACCUCGUCGCCCCGUUCCUGCUCUGCAAGGAGUUUCUGCCCGAGAUGAUUCGAAGGGAUCACGGCCACAUUGUCAACGUUGCGUCCAUGAGCGCGCUGCUGCCUCCUGGCAAGAUUGCCGACUAUGCUGCGACCAAGGCAGGCUUGAUCGCCCUACAUGAGGUAGUCCCGGGUUGCGCCCUCCAGCUGGAACUCCGCCACGACCAUCCCGCGCCGCGGGUUCGCCUUUCGCUUGCCAUCUUCAGCUUUAUCAAGACGCCGCUCUUCAAAGGCGAGACGAGGCAGCUGCACUUUUUGUUUCCGCUAUUGGACGUCGAGACUGUCAGCCAAGCCAUUGCUGGCGCGCUGUACAGCGGCCGUAGUCGCACGAUAUAUCUGCCUGGCAUGAUGCGAUGGGUUGCUAUCCUGAGAGGUGGCCCCGAAUGGAUGUGGCAUCUGAUUCGAGAUAGUACGAAAGACUUGGGCGUGGACUUCAAUGGCUCUAACAAGUCUUCAGCUUGGCGAGGCUCAUGCCGGCUCUAG